This is a messenger RNA of Vollenhovia emeryi, 1160 nucleotides long. RefSeq names its product cytochrome P450 6k1-like. Gene Ontology annotation, molecular function: monooxygenase activity; heme binding; iron ion binding. Lineage: Eukaryota; Metazoa; Arthropoda; Insecta; Hymenoptera; Formicidae. The record is from RefSeq and is a predicted model, not a curated record. Bases 219 to 1145 code for a protein of 308 amino acids. The transcript is spliced from 3 exons.
GGAAAAAUAGAGGGAGCUCAGAUGCUGAACCAUAAAUGAUUUGCUCGUAAAGAAAUAUCCAUUUAGUACUUGCAACUGCUAGAAGUUACUAUCGUACGAUACGUUUGUGAAUUUUGUAUUUCAUCGAACAGUGUGACCAUGAAUUUAACACUAAUCGAAUUUGUUAAAUAUUAAUUUAAAUACUAAUAUAUAGAUUCCAAUUUAUAAAGGGGUAUACAAUGGCACUCAUAACGGCUUACUGGGGACUAGAUGGCAUAAUAUUUCUGACGACUCUAAUUAUAGCUGCAUAUCUAUACAUGACACGCAAAUUUAACCACUGGAAGAAACGAGGCGUUUUAGAAGCGCUUCCGCCGACACCAUUCUUGGGCAAUUUCACAGACUGUCUACUCCUAAAGAAAUCACCUGGAAAUUUUCUGCAGGAACUUUAUAUUCAAGGAAAGGGAUCUCCCUACAUCGGCUUUUACAUAUGUGACAAACCGGCUCUGUUAGUUCGCGAUCGGGAGCUCGUUAAAAAUAUUUUAAUAAAGGACUUCAAUUACUUCACUGACCGAUACGCCGCAGCUGAUACAAUAAAUGAUCGCCUGGGUGCCACCAAUCUCUUUUUCCUCAAGAAUCCAGCCUGGAAAACCUUAAGAACGAAAUUGACACCAUUCUUCACGUCCGGCAAGAUGAAGAAAAUAUUCGAACUAAUGCUGAAAUGUGGAAACGAUCUAGAUACGUAUCUCGAAUCGCUGAAAUUGGGAGAUCAAGGAAAGGAAAUGGACAUAAAGGAGUUAACCGCUAAAUUCACUACCGACAUAAUCGGCACUGCUGCCUAUGGACUUAACGUGAAUUCGUUGAAUAAUCCAGACGCCGAGUUUCGAAGACAUGGCAAAUUAAUUUUUUAUUUCAACUUUAUUCGCGCUUUGGAGUUCUUGGCAAUGUUUUUCCUUCCAAAUAUAAUUAGUAUAACCGGUAUAAAAACAUUUGGUAAGGAGAGCUCUAACUUCCUACGUAAAGUCUUUUGGGAGACGAUCACGCAACGCAUAAAGUCUGGCGAAAAGAGGAACGAUCUCAUUGAUAUCCUUAUUGAACUGAGAAACACUUACGGAGAUCAGGACAUUGAAGGAUUUAGUAAGCAUAGAAUUUAUGAAGCUAAUGCAUAAACUUUAUAAUUUACA